Oryzias latipes (Japanese medaka) is the source of this 3633-nucleotide messenger RNA. It is a transcript of the gene lrrc8da, whose product is annotated as leucine rich repeat containing 8 VRAC subunit Da. Gene Ontology annotation, cellular component: cytoplasm. Lineage: Eukaryota; Metazoa; Chordata; Actinopteri; Beloniformes; Adrianichthyidae. The record is from RefSeq and is a predicted model, not a curated record. Gene Ontology annotation, molecular function: protein binding.
CGUCCAAUGAGAGGCGCUGUGCUGGACUCCACCAGCGCAGACUGCGGGGUCCAUGUUGGUUCUGUCUGCCCUCCCCAACACUCCUCAGGAUGGAAGUCUACCUGGAAAAACGGCACCACGCGCGCACUGAGGUAUGGGGGUAACCGUUCGGAAAGCCCCGCGACCACGAGCGCCCCCCUCCCACACGCAGGCGCGCGCGCGUCUCCAAACUGAGCUCCUCCAGUUUCAAAGGCGCCGACAAAUGAGGUUGAAGACGCACCUGAUGAGCGGCUGAGAAAGAAAGUGGCAUGUGGCGGGAAGAGGACAGCACCUGCACCGAGAUAACCCUACUGUGACGCAAUGUUCACACUCACUGAAGUUGCGUCCCUGAACGACAUCAAGCCCACGUACCGCAUCCUAAAGCCAUGGUGGGACGUCUUCAUGGACUACCUAGGGCUGGUCAUGCUCAUGCUGGCCAUCUUUGGGACAACCAUGCAGAUCUCCAAGGAUCAGGUGUCCUGUCUUCCGUGUCUGGGACAGCCAGAAGAUGCCUCUGGAGGUAAAGCCAACUCCUUUCCCCAGAAGUGCUCUGGGAAGGCUGGGUCAUCGGCACCCAUUGGUGACUCCAUUGCAACUGCUGUCCCACUGGUCAGCAAGGAUCUUCCAGAUGAGGCUGUUAAUGAGAUUCACUCGGUACUACAUACCUCUGCAGAACAAUACCCAAAUCAGCCUCCACCAACAGGUAUCAAGACAAACCUGGACUUUCAACAGUAUGUCUUUAUCAACCAAAUGUGCUACCAUAUUGCCUUGCCUUGGUACUCCAAAUACUUCCCAUACCUCGCACUCAUCCACACCCUCAUUCUCAUGGUCAGUAGCAAUUUCUGGUUUAAAUACCCCAAAACCAGUUCAAAGAUUGAGCACUUUGUUUCCAUCCUGGGCCGCUGUUUUGAGUCACCAUGGACGACCAAGGCCUUGUCUGAAACGGCAUGCGAGGACUCAGAGGAGCACAAGCAGAGGCUGACUGGGGCCUCGUCGACUCCACACCAAAUGUCUUUGGAGGAAAACAACGAAGGGGCCAGUCCCAGCCAGGCCACCCCCAUGCUCGGGGUCAAGAUUUCGGCAGACAAGCCUGUUGCAGAAGUGCCGAGCAGCAUGACAAUCCUGGACAAGAAGGAUGGGGAGCAGGCCAAAGCUCUUUUUGAGAAGGUGAGAAAAUUCAGAGCCCACGUGGAGGAUAGCGACUUCAUCUACAAGCUCUACGUUGCUCAGACUGCUGUCAAAACGGUCAAGUUUAUCUUGAUAUUGUCGUACACUUCGACCUUUUUGGCUGAAAUCAAGUUUUACCAUGUUUGUGAACCCGACAUCAAACAGCUGACGGGGUACAAGACUUUCUUCUGUACCCACAACAUGGCUUACAUGCUGCGGAAGCUGCUCCUCACCUACGUGGCUCUGAUUCUCAUCUAUGGAAUGACCUGCCUCUACUCUCUGUACUGGGUGUUCCGACGGCCUCUGAAGGAAUACUCCUUUGAGAAAGUCCGGGAGGAGAGCAGCUUCAGCGACAUUCCUGAUGUCAAAAAUGACUUUGCAUUUCUCCUGCACAUGGUGGAUCAGUACGAUCAGCUUCAUUCCAAGCGUUUUGGUGUCUUCUUGUCAGAGGUCAGUGAAAACAAGCUGAGGGAGAUCAGCCUCAACCACGAGUGGACCUUUGAAAAGCUGAGGCAGCUGGUCUUUCGUAACGCACAGGACCAGCAGGAGUUGCAUCUCUUCAUGCUCUCUGGUCUCCCAAAUGCAGUCUUUGACCUGACUGACCUGGAGGUGCUGAAACUUGAGCUGAUUCCAGAGGUCAGGUUCUCGCCAAAGGUGUCCCAGAUGACCACCCUGCGGGAGCUUCAUCUCUGCCACUGUCCCGCCAAGGUGGAUCAGACAGCUUUCGCUUUCCUUCGAGAUCAUCUGCGCUGCCUUCACGUAAAGUUCACCGACGUUGCUGAGAUCCCUCCGUGGGUGUAUUUGCUAAGGAGUCUGAGGGAGCUUAACCUAACUGGAAACUUGAACUCCGAGAACAACAAAAUGAUCGGACUAGAGUCCAUGCGAGAUUUGAGGCAUUUAAAUACAUUGUGCCUAAAGAGCAACCUUACAAAAAUGCCCACAAACAUCACAGAUCUUUCCCCACACUUGAUCCGUUUACUGGUCCACAAUGACGGAUCCAAACUGCUGGUGCUGAACAGUUUAAAGAAGAUGUCCAGCUUGAUCGAGCUGGAGCUGUACAACUGCGAGCUGGAGCGAAUCCCCCACGCCGUGUUCAGUUUAACCAACCUGCAGGAGCUCGACCUGAAGUCCAACAACAUCAGAACCAUAGAGGAAAUCAUUAGUUUCCAGCACCUGAAGAGGCUGACGUGCCUGAAGCUGUGGCACAAUAAAAUCAUCAGUAUCCCAGCAUCCAUUGGCCAGAUCAGAUCCCUGGAGUCUCUGCACCUCUGUCACAACAAGCUGGAGGCCUUGCCCCCGGCCCUGUUCACCCUGCCGAAACUGCGACACUUGGAUGUAAGCCACAACUCCAUCACAGUCCUUCCUCCAGACGUGGGACUGCUUCCCAACCUCCAGCACCUGGCCAUCAACUCCAACAAGCUGGAGGUGCUGCCCAAGCCUCUGUUCAGGUGCACCAAGCUGAAGGUGCUGUGUCUGGGAAACAACGGGCUGACCACCAUCCCCGAGACGGUGGGCCAGCUGGUCCAGCUCACUCAGCUGGAGCUGCGGGGCAACUGUCUGGAGAGACUCCCCGCCCAGCUGGGAAGCUGCCGCCUGUUGCACAAAAACGGCCUCAUUGUGGAGGACCACCUGUUUGACACUCUGCCUGUGGAGGUGAAGGAGACCAUUAGCCGAGAGACCAACGUGUCCUUCACCAGUGGCUUGUAGUCCAGAAUGUAACCUGAUGACGAACCAAACCAGAACUCUGUUUUUAAAACAAAAAAAAAAAACAAAGCAUUGUAUUGAUUCUUUUAAUGGAUUUUUAGAAGAACUUACUAACUAUUAUGGCUGAAUAGAUUGAAAUGGCUUUUUCUAAAUGCAUAAUCACUCAGCUCUGUGCUUUUGUACUGCUUUGUAAAGUCCAAACGGAGCUUUCUCUGCUUGUUUCCUUCACUUCAGUAGUUUGUGCCGCUGACGGUGUAUUAGACUCCUUGUCCUCUUAGUGCUCAGGUAUAAAUGAAACCACAAAUAAUGUUUGCCUUAACUGCUGCUACUUUUGUUUUAAAGGACUUUUACUACCAAAGCGCCAAAAAUGAAUGAAACCUUUUCUUUUUCAUGCAGUCUCAUAGAGACAGAUUCAAUGUAAAGUUUAGUUUUUGUUUCAUCUCCAAAGGAAAAAAAAGAUGUAGAAGUUUGUCUGCAACGGCCUGUACCAUGUCAUUUUAUGUGUAAGAAUCUAAAGACUGAAUAAAUCUUCUUUUCUGAUGACCUAUGCAGCGAGCAGCCCGCUUCCCAAAGGAUCUCAGUAGGUUAGGUGAUGUGCUUUAAUAUAUUGCAUGCGUCUGAAUCUGAUGAUGAUUUUAGAGCAAAGUAGAACCUGCCUCGGUUCUUUGAGUGUUCUCAGAGCGUCUGUACCACCUCUGUGCUAAAGGGUCACAGAUUUAUGGGACAAUAAAACAAGAUUCCAGA